UGUGGCAUAAGAGGAAGUUUAGAGUAUUCAAAAGUCUUUAUUGUUAUAUCAUGUCGUUAUUAUCCAGGAGGUGACGCUCCUGUGCGGUUUUACUGCUGACUGAUCUCUUGACAAGAAACAGUCCGUGCUGAGAGGAAAGAUGGUGUGAAACUGGAUGAUUAAUAACGUGCUAUAACGAAACAAAACAAAACAAAUGCACAGUUACGGUCAGUGUGGUGACUCAACAAUUCUGAAACAUUAUCAAUUCAAAUGUUAUCCUUUUGUCUCCAUCCAUACAGUGAGCAUUAGUACAAUAUACUAUUGUUCUACACACUGCAGCAUCCUGUACAGUAUGUGUGGAUUAAGGGAGGUGUUCUGCAGGUGAUGAAGGUGUCUGCACAUAGAUGCAUAGGCACAUACUAAUGCUGAUACUAUUAUAUAUACAACAGUGACAGCAGUUAAAGGUCGGUGAGUGUUCAAGUAAGUUAGUCACAGACACAGUGCUGAUGUGUGAGAAGGCAAAAGAAGACGGGGUGGCGGCCAUGGCAGCCUGCUACCAGGGCUUUGACCCUGCAGCCUACCUGCAGUAUAACUACACUCCACCGAGGGCUGACUUUGAAAGACAGGACAGCAUCGUGCCAUGGAAACUGGGAUGUCUGCACAGAGCUUUCACUGAAGGUGAUGUUAGUGGUGAGCUGCUGGUGGACAUCGGUUCAGGUCCUACCCUGUACCAGGUGCUGAGUGGCUGUGAGGUUUUCAACAGAGUCAUCCUCACAGACUUUUUGGAGGUCAACCGUCAGGAGCUGAGGCGCUGGCUCCGGGACGAAGGAGAUUGUGGCCUGGACUGGACACCAUACCUGCAGCACGUCUGCAAGCUGGAGGGACGACAGCCCUCGGAGUGGACUGAGAAAGCUGCUCGGCUUCGCACAGUAGUCUCUGACAUUCUCCCUGUUGAUGUGCACCGUCCUCAGCCUCUGGCCCCUGGUGCUCUUCCCUCAGUGGGAGCUGACUGCCUAGUGUCAUGCUUCUGUCUGGAGUCCGUCAGCCCUGACCUGGCUGCCUUCACCAGAGCCCUGGGCCACAUUCAGGGGCUCCUGCGACCCGGUGGCCACCUCCUUCUCAUUGGAGCUCUGGGAGAGAGUUACUAUUUCGGCGGGCCCGGGGUAAAGAUCCCUGUGGUCCCGCUGAAUGAGGCCGAGGUGUGUGCUAGUCUGAAAGAGACCGGCCUCACUCUGAUCAGGUUGGAGGUCUACACUUUACCUCAGGAUAUGAGGGUAGGGGUGGAUGACGUGAGUGGGGUGUUUUUUGUAAAGGCAAAGAAGGAGUAAAGAAAGAGAGAUAAGACAAUAAUAAUUUAGAUGUGAAGACCAAGCUUCAGUCGAUAAUUCAUGUUGACCAGCUGUGUAACAUGUUAAUAAACAAAAUGUGUUGAUGUGCAAGACAUGGAAACCCCAUAUUCAAUUGAAAAUAGCACAAAGACAACAUAUCAUUUAUCAUCAUCAUAUUGAUUUUGGAAAUUAUGUGCCCAUAUUUUCUUUGUGUAUUUUCAGUUAAACAUGGGGGUUUAAUAUUUUGCAGAUUUUUUGGAAACAGGGUCGUAGUAUUUAAUCUUAAAAAAUAUAGUUAACUUUCGUUUUUUCUGAUUAUGUUUUAAUUGGUGUCCAAGUAUGCCAUGUACACUCUAUAGAAAGCUCAAAAACGUUUUGAACGACUUCACAAUAAAUGUCA
Larimichthys crocea (large yellow croaker) is the source of this 1707-nucleotide messenger RNA. Its product is annotated as phenylethanolamine N-methyltransferase. The transcript has 3 exons. NCBI's taxonomy places the organism in Eukaryota, Metazoa, Chordata, Actinopteri, Sciaenidae. The coding region runs from base 486 to 1307 and encodes 273 amino acids. Gene Ontology annotation, molecular function: phenylethanolamine N-methyltransferase activity. The record is from RefSeq and is a predicted model, not a curated record. Gene Ontology annotation, cellular component: cytosol.